UUCAAUUUUUCAAGUUUCAACCUUUGAAUAGCAGAAGAGAGCAGAAACUGGAAACCCAACCCUAACACCAGUAGUGUCUGUGUUGCAGUCAUGGAAGAAGCUCAAGAAAUUCUGUUGAACUCUCUUGAGAAUUGGGGAGUUUCUCUUCCCGUAGGAAUCACUUCCGUCAAAAACUUGACUCCUACAGCCUUGGUUUCUAUUUGCUCUCAAUCUCUUCACCUGAUCGACGAGUCUUCAUCGUUUUCAACUUUGUUGCCGGAUUCAAUGGCAGAGCAAUUCAAGAUCUGUACCGAAAUCUCGGCCGCUAUUAAAAGUCUGGGUUACAGAGGAGAUUUGAGCUUCCAUCAGUUCCUGUAUCCUUCUGAAGAAGACUCUCAUAAAUUGGUGAGAUUUUUGGUGGAGAAAAUAUCAGAAACUUCACAAGGCAGAAAUGCUGCAAACAGAAAGGAGAUCAAGGCUAGAUUAAGAGGAGAGGAAGAUAAAUAUAAAGAUUCUUUGAAGGAUAGGAUAGAAGAGGCUGAUCAUUCAGGGGUGAAUCGGAAUAAUGAGACUGUAAUGAGUAGAUUGAAAGAGCUGAAGCUGGAACCAGUGUCAUCAGACCCUCUGACUGAUGACACCUUUCUCCAUGGGUCCCUUGAGGCUGAAUUGAUUUCAGAACAGGGGAAUGAACCAGCCGUUGCCCUCAUACCUGAAACAAGGUCUCUGAAGUCCAUGGAGAAAGAGGAGCUGAGUGAAGUGGAAGAUCUCAAAAUCCCAAUGAAAGAAUUUGAGCAUUCAUGGACAGAUGCAAUUGUUACUGAAGAACAUACAGCCCAGAGACAUGGUACCCUUGUUGCAGAGUUUGGACAGAACAUAUCACGUAAAGAACAAUUAUCCAAGCUAAGAACUGAAAUUGAAGAUUUACGAAAUCAAGAAAACAUGCUGGUGGAGCAGUUGACUGAUCAGGCUUCGGAAUAUCAUCAUCUUGAAAAUGAACUCGAGCUGUUGAAAGCAGUGGAAGAAAUGGCAUUUGAUGAAAAACAUCCUGUUGACUUCUAUGUAGAAGAGCUCAAUAAGCAGGUGGAAGCAGGGAGGCAGAAACUUGUGGAAUUGGAGGUCCAGUGGGAUGCUUUCAGAAAACCUCUGGAGGAAAGAAAAAGAAGCGUCGAAGAUUCACUUUGUGCGGAAAAGCCAGAGAUGCUGGAAAAGCUCCAAAAGGUUAAAGAAUUUGAACUGGAAACGGAGGCAGUCAUAUUCGAGAUUCAGAAGAGGAAGGAGGAUCAUUCUAGACUUUCUGCUGAGCUUGAGAACCAAACCAAAAUUGCUUCAAGAAAAUCCUACAUCCAGAGAAUAACUGAGAUUACGAAGAACAGCAGGAAACAAGAUGCAGACGUUGAGAGGAUCUUACAAGAGACUCGGGAGCUUCAAUUAGAGAGUAAUUCCAUUCAAGAGCGCCUUCAUCGGUCCUAUGCAGUGCUUGAGGAAAUGGUUUUCAGGGAUGCAAAGAAAGACCCAGUGAGGCGGCAGGCCUACAGGCUCCUCACCAGCAUCCAUGAGAGCUUUCAGCAAAUCUCUGAGAAGAUCCUUUCCAUUGACAGAACACGACGGGAAGCAGCUGAGCAGGAUGCAAAACUUACAACCAUGUCCUCCCGUAGCUUAGACAUCAACAAAUUACAAGCAGAUCUUGAGGCCAUCAGGAGGGAAAACGAGUUCUUGGAGCAAAAGCUCCAGCAUAAUUAACUUUAUACCCUCAUUAUUGGAUCUUGAUAUUUCAUUAAUCACUUGUAGAAUAAUCAUGCGUUUGUUUUAGAUUUCCCUUGCAAUUGUCUUUUCUUACUGUUUUCUGUUGGUAUUUACAUUUGAGACAUGUAAAGAGAAGUUUCAAUAACCCUUUCAUCUACCUAAUUACUCUGGGCUUUGGGAU
This is a messenger RNA of Telopea speciosissima, 1903 nucleotides long. Its product is annotated as coiled-coil domain-containing protein 22. Bases 91 to 1719 code for a protein of 542 amino acids. The record is from RefSeq and is a predicted model, not a curated record. Gene Ontology annotation, molecular function: cullin family protein binding. NCBI's taxonomy places the organism in Eukaryota, Viridiplantae, Streptophyta, Magnoliopsida, Proteales, Proteaceae. The transcript has 6 exons. Gene Ontology annotation, biological process: positive regulation of ubiquitin-dependent protein catabolic process.